AUGGCCAUUAUUACCCUUUCAGUGGCCACGGCACUGUACACCAAAGAAGCGUCAGCCGCCGCCGCAGACCUUUAUCCCCUCAUAUUGAUACCAGGAAGCGGUGGCAACCAAUUAGAAGCCAGGCUCACGGAAAAGUACAAGCCGUCAAGCUUGCUGUGCAACCGAUGGUAUCCGCUAAAUAAGGACCCAGACGGCUGGUUCAGGCUCUGGUUCGACCCGACUGUGCUGUUGAGGCCCUUCACCAAGUGCUUCAGCCAGAGGGUGAUGGUCUACUAUGACCCGGAUGAGGAUGAUUACCAUAAUGCCCCUGGUGUUGAGACCAGAGUCCUUCGUUUUGGCUCCACUGAUUCUCUUCUCUAUCUUGAUCCUAAUCUCAAGCGCAUCACAUCAUACAUGGAACCCCUCGUGCGAUCCCUCGAGCAAAUCGGUUACUCGAGCGGAAAAAACCUCUUCGGCGCACCUUACGAUUUCCGAUACGCCCCUGCCGCAGUCGGCCAUCCCUCCCGAGUCGCCUCCCGAUUCCUUUCCGACCUGAAAAGCCUUAUCGAAACGGCGAGCGCCUCCAACGCGGGCCGGCCCGUAAUCCUCCUCUCCCACAGCAUGGGCGGCCCGUACGCCCUCCACCUCCUCGACCAAUCCCCACUCCCAUGGGUCCAAAAAUUCGUCAAACACCUUGUAACCCUGUCGGCCCCCUGGGGUGGCACUGUCGAGGAGAUGUCGACUUUUGCCUCCGGAAACACUUUGGGAGUGCCGCUAGUCGAUCCGCUUUUGGUUCGGGACGAGCAGAGGAGUGCCCCUAGCAAUUUGUGGCUCCUGCCGUCCCCCGCGGUUUUCGACCCGAGCAAACCGCUCGUGGUGGGACCGACCGGGAGCAGCUACACGAGCGGGAGCAUUGCGAGGUUUCUUGACGAUAUCGGGUUCGGGGAAGGGGUGGGGCCGUACAAGACGCGCGUGCGCCCGCUGGUGGAGAGGGUGCCGGAGCCGAGGGUCCCGACAACGUGCGUGGUCGGGAGCGGCGUGGAGACUCCCGAGACGCUUGGGUUGGUGCAAAGGGGUCUGGAUUAUAGCAAUAGGAAGAGGAGAUGGAUAGUUUUGCUGGGGUUGGUCGGAUUUUCCACAUACGGUGUGUACAAAGUGUAUCACUUCCCUUCUGUGGCCAGAAAGAGAAGGAGAUUGUUGAAGCUGUUUGGAUCCCUUGUCUCGAUUGUCGAAAUGGUUUCUGAAUCAUGUGAGACAAUUUCGAUCGUGUCGAGGGAUCUGAAGGGGUUUGUCGAGUCGGAUUCAGACGAAAUCCCCAAUAGUUUAAGGCAACUUUCGAAAAUUGCCCGGUCUGAGGAGUUCUCUGAAUCGGUGGCUCGUGUUUGCCAAUCUUUGACGGUCGGCGUUUUAAGGGGUUACAAGGAGACUAACCGGGCUGAGAUCCAAGAAAUCAAGGGUCCGGGUUUAUUGGAUAGGGUUAUGGAUAAAUUGAUGUCAAGUGCAGACACAGGUUUUGCCUCAAUCGUAGUUGGUAGUUUUGCAAGAAAUUUGGUUUUGGGGUUUUAUGCAAGUCACGGCGGGCUAUGCGAAGAUGGCCGCUCGGGCGGGUCUCACGAGAUGUCGAGCUCCUCUGCAUUGCCCGCAUGGGUGAGUGUGGUUUCGGAUGAUAAGUGCAGAAUCUUGGUGGCCGAUUGCAUAAAGACCUUCGUUAGCACAGCCGUUGCAGUCUAUCUCGACAAGACCAUGGAUGUCAACUUUUAUGACGAGAUGUUUUCGGGCCUCACCAAUCCCAAACAUCAGAAUAAAGUGACCGACGUUUUGGUCUCUCUGUGUAAUGGGGCUGUCGAGACUCUCGUGAAGACGUCGCACCAUGUGCUGACCUCAUCGAAAUCGAAUGACUCUUACUCGUGCGAGAUAUCGAAAUUGAGUAACAGGAAAGAUGCCGAGGUGGAGGCCCGUUUCACGAAAGACACGAACGAUCAUCUUCAGAGCCAUGGUUGGGUCAGUAGUGUCUCGUCAACGCUGGCGGUGCCGAGGAACCGAAAGUUUGUGCUCGACGUGACGGGAAGAGUUACGUUCGAGACAGUUAGGUCGGUUGUCGAGUUUUUCCUUUGGAAAAUGUCAGAAGGGUUGAAGAGGAGUGUGAACGUUGUUCAUAGGGAAGUUGUCGAGAGGGGAUAUGAGGUUGUCAAAUAUGUUGGAUACAGGUCGUCCGUUAUUCUUACUGUGUGCCUGGCGUUGUUUUUACAUGUCAUAGGAAAUACUGGUGAGUUGUUGCCUGCAUGA
Striga hermonthica is the source of this 2265-nucleotide messenger RNA. NCBI's taxonomy places the organism in Eukaryota, Viridiplantae, Streptophyta, Magnoliopsida, Lamiales, Orobanchaceae. The record is from the annotation of a GenBank genome assembly.